Kwoniella botswanensis is the source of this 720-nucleotide messenger RNA. RefSeq lists its product as uncharacterized. The transcript is spliced from 2 exons. NCBI's taxonomy places the organism in Eukaryota, Fungi, Basidiomycota, Tremellomycetes, Tremellales, Cryptococcaceae. The record is from RefSeq and is a predicted model, not a curated record. The coding region runs from base 1 to 720 and encodes 239 amino acids. Gene Ontology annotation, molecular function: protein-folding chaperone binding; adenyl-nucleotide exchange factor activity; protein homodimerization activity. Gene Ontology annotation, biological process: protein import into mitochondrial matrix; protein folding. Gene Ontology annotation, cellular component: PAM complex, Tim23 associated import motor.
AUGAACCCUCGAACUCUCGCCGCACCGCUCCGAUCCCUCCGAUCUUCAAUCCCCCUUCGACCCCCUAUGGCCACUUCAGCCGGUCGGAUAAUACCCUUACCUUCCACUCGACUGGGCGCUAGAUUCUAUUCUGAGUCAACGGAUGCUAAGAAAGAGGAGUCUUUCCAUGCUGAGGAGGAUAAGAGAAUAACAGAACUGGAAAAUGCGAAGAAGGAGAGUGAUAAGAGGGCUAAGGAGUUGGAGGAGGAAUUGAAGGAGUUGAAGAAAGAGGUCCAAUACGCUAGGGCAGACUAUCAAACAGCCAUCCGACGAGCCGAGGAAGAACGUAAAAAGGCUUCCGAAUUCGCUAUCGCUUCCUUUGCCCGGGCAUUGUUGGGUACUGUCGAUGUACUCCAAAAAGCUUUGAGGAGUGUACCCCAACCUAUACCAGUCGACAACCAACAUCUCAAACAGUUAUUCGACGGAGUAGGAUUAACCGAAAAAGCCUUGGUGCAAACAUUCGAACGACACGGGAUGAAGAAGUUGGAUAAUCUUAAAGGAGAGGUGUUCGAUCCUAAUCUCCAUGAGGCUGAAUUUAUGAUCCCGAAGGAAGUUGCUCCUCCCAAGAAAGAUGGUACACCCCAUAGCCCCGGAGAGAUCAUGGAAGUUAAUUCGGAAGGUUGGAUGAUAGGUAAUAGGGUGUUGAGACCUGCUAAAGUUGGGGUUGUGCAACCUGAGUAG